Molecule: messenger RNA, 840 nt
Organism: Leptinotarsa decemlineata (Colorado potato beetle)
Lineage: Eukaryota; Metazoa; Arthropoda; Insecta; Coleoptera; Chrysomelidae
Gene: Prosbeta3
Product: proteasome subunit beta type-3
Biological process (GO): proteasome-mediated ubiquitin-dependent protein catabolic process
Cellular component (GO): proteasome core complex; cytoplasm; proteasome core complex, beta-subunit complex
Source: RefSeq, a predicted model, not a curated record
UUUUGAGCAGUUGGCAUCACUGGUAAUGAAUAUGGAAUAGAAUGUCACUGUCAAAACUGCGAGUGAAUUGCUAGUUCAAUUCAAUUAAUAAAUUCAAUUAUUUGUAUGUAAAGCAGUAUUUUCAGAACAAUUUUGAAUUAAAUCCGCAACAUAUUAUUUCUAUCAAAUAAUGUCAAUCCUAGCCUACAACGGUGGAGCCAUGGUGGCAAUGAAAGGCGAAAACUGCGUCUCGAUAGCAGCAGAUCGCAGAUUCGGCAUCCAAGCGCAAACAGUGGCAACAAACUUCGAAAAAAUAUUCGAAAUGGGCCCUCACUUGUACGUCGGUCUCCCCGGUCUGGCAACCGAUACUCAAACCGUCAUGGAGAAGCUGCGAUUUAGAAAAAACCUGUACGAACUCAAAGAAAACAGGAUCAUAUCCCCUAAAGUGUGUAGCGCAAUGCUCUCAAACAUGCUGUACGAGAAAAGGUUCGGACCCUUCUUCGUGGAGCCCGUCGUGGCCGGGUUGAUGCCAAAGACGUACGAGCCAUUCAUUUGCAACAUGGAUCUCAUCGGGUGCAUCAACCCUCCUAACGAUUUCGUCGUGGGGGGCACCGCUUCUGCGCAGCUGUAUGGUAUGUGCGAGGCGCUCUGGGAGCCCAAUCUUAGUCCGGAAGACUUGUUUGAGACGACCUCUCAGGCACUGAUCAACGCUUUCGAUAGGGACGCUAUUUCUGGAUGGGGUGCUACAGUGUAUAUAAUAGAGAAAGACAAGGUCACCAUUAAGAAUUUGAAGACUCGUAUGGAUUAAUUAGGGUUUACUUUAUUUUUUAAUAUUUCUUUAAUAAAUUGAUUUGAAAUGUG